UUAACGCUUUUCUAUGUCCUAAUCUCGAGAAGCUAAUUGUCAAAAAUUGUGGAUACUGGAAUUGUAACUUGUAACCCUUCAGAACGAAAAAUCAGAAACGUCGAGUCGUUAUGCAAUAUGCUUCAAAAGAGAUGCCAUGCACUCGGCCGGGUUGGGACGAUCGAAUGCUACUCGGCAUACUAUCCUUCAAGUUUCGACGGAGAGCCCGUCUAUACUCCUGAAAACCGAUUCUACGAUAUUCCGUUCGUCGACAUUGGUUGCGCGGGGAUGCGAGAGACCCUCGCGAACCAAGCCCGGUUGGACAUUCGAUUCGAGAAGCUGCUUGCUAUUGAGGUUUAGCCUGUGUGUAAAUAAAAACUGCUUAUUCCUCUCCGUAGGUAGUCUGCCUCUCCAAU
This is a messenger RNA of Fomitiporia mediterranea MF3/22, 395 nucleotides long. RefSeq lists its product as uncharacterized. Bases 118 to 339 code for a protein of 73 amino acids. The transcript has a single exon. Lineage: Eukaryota; Fungi; Basidiomycota; Agaricomycetes; Hymenochaetales; Hymenochaetaceae. The record is from RefSeq and is a predicted model, not a curated record.